This is a messenger RNA of Pectinophora gossypiella (pink bollworm), 3847 nucleotides long. RefSeq lists its product as uncharacterized. The record is from RefSeq and is a predicted model, not a curated record. The transcript is spliced from 14 exons. NCBI's taxonomy places the organism in Eukaryota, Metazoa, Arthropoda, Insecta, Lepidoptera, Gelechiidae. The coding region runs from base 89 to 1588 and encodes 499 amino acids.
CACAACGCGGCACGCUGCAAAGGCGGGCAGACGCUCCCUAGGUGACGGAACUUCGGAUUUAACGCGGGAAACGCACCGGUAAUCCGCCAUGGCUUCGUGGUGCACGUUGUUGAUGGCGACGCUUUUGUCAUCAACAAUCGUGUUCGCCGCCCCUGUAGCACAGAGCGCAGGUAGCAGUGAAGCUGUCGAGACUAAGUCGGACGCACCUGUGGAACAGUUAGAGAAGUUGAAAACUGCUGAAACCAAGGUUCUCGCCCCUGGAGUAAGCCACGAGCACGUCGAAUACCACCGGCUAGAUUCAGUGCAAGCGAACGGCGAACCAGUGAUGCGACUAGAACAGCACGCGUCAGCUGACGCGACGCCGGGCGAGAAGCCACACGUCCAUGCGCAGACGCAGCUUGACGUGCCGGCGGAGGGCGUGCACCGCGUGCUGACACAAGAUGGCGAGCGCGUCUCCAUGCAGGACGGCACCACACCGCCGCCGACGAGUGAUGAUCAUACGCCGAAGGUAUUCCACGGCGCAGCGCGGCUGGUGCAGGCGAGCUCAGGGUCCAUAAACACUCCUGAGAAGAGUGGUCACACCGCCGCGCGCCGCUCCUUCAACGCGGACAUCACCAGGGAGACCGAGAACAAUAUGGACCAUUACUCACCGUACCAGGGCGUGCAGUACUCUCCUCUGGACAUGGCCGAAUAUGUGUUCUGGACUGGAGACGAACGCGGCGUGACCACAGCUAUCGAGGAGUUCCUUCAGGAGGGCUUGAUGACAAAGGAAGAAGCGAUCGCGUUCCUGCAAGAGAUAAAGUUCAACAUCGAUUACCUGCGCGUCCACUACGCGCAGAACCUGAAGGCUGCCGAGGAGACUGCCCAGCAGGAGAAACUGCGGAACUUACUGCUGGAACAGGCCAAUGCUAAGGAAUACCAGUACCGCAACCCAUCUCUGCAGUCAUUCCCCUUCGGUGGUUCUCCUGACAUCAUCCGGACGAUUGCUUCUAAGAACUGGGACCUGAACAACAACUUGUCUCCUUACAACUCGCUGCCUGUCUCUACGGAGCUGCGGCCAGAGCCAGCGAAGAGAGUCUACGACCCCAUGCUUCAGACUAACAUGAUGAGCACAUCUGACUACGACCGUGACGGGUCCAUCAUCAGCGACGAAGAGUAUGAGGAGAUGAUGGAGAAGCUGAAGGCAGCUGAUACCCUCUACGUAGAGUACACUCUUGAGGAAAUUAUCUAUCAACUUGCUAAGUUGCUGUUCUCCCAGUCUCUGUCUCGGGACCCCGCGUCAGUUCGUACGGCGACGCAGCGAUUCAUGGCAUUCCUAGAACUUGAGGCCGAACGGGGACAACUGUCUAGAACGGUCGAGAAGAAAGUCCUUGACCUGAUGAUCGCAGCGCUAUCGGACACAGUGAGUGACCAUCCAGAGCUACUGCAACCCCGUGAAGGGCUCGAAUUGCCUGCUAACCGGCUAAUGCGUCAAUUCCUAGAAACGAGUUCAUCGGAGCCGGGAAUGUCUCGCGCCAUCCUAGCCGCAUACAAGGACGAGCUUCUGAAAGGACCCAUGCACAAAUUCGCGUUCCCAGAGAGAAACUAAUGCCACCACACACGGCGUUUACCUAAUUUUCAUGGCUAAUUUGAGAGUUUAGCAAUGCCUUGAACAGUGAAGUCUGAUGUCACGCAGGAAUUAAAGUUUCCUCAUGUUCUUUUGUUAGUGAAGUAGGAAAAUGUGUGAGGUUUGCCUUUGGAAAUGCUAAUGGGAAUCUUCGCUUGGCUUGGCGGAGUCAAAUAGACUACUCAGUGGAGUAACUAUGUAUUAUGGGUUAAGAUAGAGCUCGUCAAUAUUUUACGUUAUACUGAAUAACCAAAUAGCCGAAAUAUAUAGAAGUAUAUAUUUUGACGUGACACAUUGUAGGUUCGCCUUAGAUGGUAUUAACCUGCCGAAGGAUGGAACUUGAGGAACUAAAUCCGUAAGCUUGUAAGGGAAAAUGAAAAAGCCAACCCCAGAAUCGGCAAAAGAUAGAUCACCAUUAUUUUGCCUAGUUAUAGUAUACGCAACGUAUCGAUGAGAAGUACCUAGCGGUAAAACUGCCAUUUUGUAUAUUUAUGUAGAUAUACCUACAGCACUUUGCUGUAUAACAUUUUAAGUUAGUUUGCAAAAUAAGUUAGUCUUUCUUCAUCGGCACUUGUUAAAAAGAUUUUACAUUACACACAACACUUUUAUGGCUUUGUACAUUUUUAUAUACCUAUUUUCGUAAAGGUUUUUCUGUACUGAAGAAGCUGAAACCGAUCAUAUUAGCCAUGAAAAUAUGGUACAUAUUCACUUAUAUUUCGUUUAUCUAAGUACCCACAUUUUUUCGGUAUUCGUUUCGACGUUUUACCACUGCCUAUUUUAAAUAUGUUUUUAAUCCUUGCUAAGCCCGUAAUUGUGUAUUAAAAUAUAUUAUUUAUUAAGAUUAGCUCAGUCAAUUUAAAGUUUAUCUGUAAGUACCUACCUACUUAUCAUAUUUAAUACUGAAAGUAGAAUUUCUGAAACUUAAAAAUACUGAGCUAAUUUUCGGGAUUUGGCUCGUUAGAUAAUUUUUAUAACGUUACGAAAGCUUUCGAUUAAGAAAAGAGCUUUUACUAUACCAUGAAAAUCUUAUAUACAUUUGUAUGUAAAUUAUUCCAGAUCGUUUGCUGCUUGAAUAGGUACCAGCAGAAUUACAAUUGAAUGUACUUACAUCCACAAAAUUUUAAUUUCAGUAUUUUGUAAUAUUAAGUGUUUGAAGACAACAAUAUACCUAAUUAAUGUAGCUUUCUGUGUAAUACAGUAACUCUGUUAGAAUUAAUUUUAUUGUCUAUUAUUCAUGUAAGAGAAUUGAUUUCAGAGCACUAAUUCUAGAUUAAGAUACCUAUCAUACCUACUUAUACGGAAGUACGGAAAAUAAGUAUAUUAUAAAGAUUAUAUAAAAUAGUUAGUCAAAUAUUUCUUAAUAUUUUUCUAAUAAACCGUGAUGUGCAAUUAUUUGUUGUCAUAAAAAAAAUAUAAUUAUAUAUAAAUGUUAACAUGUCUUCCUGAAUAAAUAACAUACUAAAUUAUUAUCUAAUAUUAUUGGGACAUCAUUAAAUUACUUACCCAUAUCCAAAAGUACCUAUUCAUUGAGUCAAGCCAUAUCCUCAGUAUUAAAGCACCAUAUCAUACAUUUUUUCUAUAUUUUCAUUUAGAUAUCAAAUAAGUAUUAAAUAUAUUUACUCGGGAGUCCUAUUUAGGUAGAAAAAUAUACUGUAGUCCUUGCUUUGCAAGUAAAAUGUCACAACAAUGUAUUGCGCAUCACUAGAUUUUACCUUUAUACAUUAGUAUAGUGUUGUGAUAUCUGUGUAAAAAUAUUAUAUAAAAUCACAGAAUACAUAAGAUCGAUUGAUAAAAUAAAACAUUUAAAAGGCUGGUAACCAGAUACCUACCAUAUCAUCAUAAUUCCAUACCAAAUGGUCAGUAAAAUGGUUCAGAUGACUUAUGGUUCUCUGCCUCCAUCUACAUAAGAAUUACAGGCGUGAAUCAACUUUUUUGUGUAAGGUGUAUGAUCAGGAUAAUAAUGAUUUAUUUUUAAAGUUAUUAUCCACAAUACACACAGAUAUCACAGCACUUUAAAUAUAUCUUUACAAAUACUUACCAACAUCUCCCUAAACAUAAGAAAUAUAAAUGUAUAAAGAUAAAUAGAUCGCAUCUUUACUAGAAUCACAAAUAUUUUGGAUGUUAAGACUUAACAAUAAUUAUAAUCAGGCAGUAUUGGAAAUAAUGCAUAAUCCAUCAGCAAGAUUUAUAUUAUUAUUCUUUGAAAUAUAUUGUGGAUUUAAUAAAAAAGUUUAAUGUCAA